AUGGGAUUCACUCAUCUUUCUCCUUCUUCUUCUCAAUCCAUGCCUCUCACCAGAACCGACAAUUUCUCCGUUGGCCAAGCCGUCGAAGUCACCAACAACCCUCCAGGCUCUUACUUUGAAGCCACCGUAAUCUCGCGCCUCUCCAAUGGUUCCUAUGUCGUCGAGUACGACACACUGGUAAACGACGACGGCGACGACGUUCGUGAUGACAGUUUCUUCACCGAGACGGUUUACCCUGACGACCUUCGUCCCCGGCCGCCACCCGUCGAUGUUCCAGCCGCCGGGUUUUCUCUGAACCAAAAGGUGGAUGCCUACGAAAACGAGGCCUGGUGGGCCACUACCGUCACCGGAAGAAGGGACUCAAAUUAUUAUUUUGUUCGCUGUGUCGCCGGAGACAGUGACGUUAUGGUUCAUUCCUCUCAGCUUCGGGUUCAUCAGGACUGGAUCGGGGGACGAUGGGUUUUGCCCUAG
Messenger RNA from Neltuma alba, 471 nucleotides. Its product is annotated as DUF724 domain-containing protein 6-like. The transcript has a single exon. Bases 1 to 471 code for a protein of 156 amino acids. Lineage: Eukaryota; Viridiplantae; Streptophyta; Magnoliopsida; Fabales; Fabaceae. The record is from RefSeq and is a predicted model, not a curated record.